Zeugodacus cucurbitae (melon fly) is the source of this 1137-nucleotide messenger RNA. RefSeq names its product odorant receptor 59a-like. Gene Ontology annotation, biological process: sensory perception of smell; detection of chemical stimulus involved in sensory perception of smell. The record is from RefSeq and is a predicted model, not a curated record. Gene Ontology annotation, molecular function: odorant binding; olfactory receptor activity. Gene Ontology annotation, cellular component: plasma membrane. Bases 1 to 1137 code for a protein of 378 amino acids. The transcript has 2 exons. Lineage: Eukaryota; Metazoa; Arthropoda; Insecta; Diptera; Tephritidae.
AUGAACCAGCCAAUAAACAGCAACGUCUUUUUUAAAAUCCACUGGUUGGGCUUUCGAAUUUGCGGUGGCGACUCAACCGUGAACAAAUAUCGUCUAGUCUAUUUGGCGUACGCGCUUAUGGUCACGGUGCUGGUCACCGUCUGCUAUCCGCUGCACCUGGCGUUGGCGCUUUUCCGCAACGGUUCACUAGGCGGCAAUAUCAAGAAUCUGGCUGUGUGUGUCACUUGCAUUGCCUGCAGCUCGAAGUUCCUGAUUUAUACGCGGAAGUUGAGGAUUAUGCACGAGAUUGAGCAGACCUUCGCGGAGCUGGAUGCGCGCGUGAGCAGCGAGGUGGAACGCAAAUAUUUUGCUCGGCUGCGCAUAAGCGUAAGGAAUGUCGUCUCUGUAUUCGUAUGUGCCUAUGCUGCGGUCGGUAUGACGGCUGAGCUGGCGUUCCUCUUGAGCAAGGAACGCAGUCUAUUGUAUCCGGCCUGGUUUCCAUUCGAUUGGCGUGCGUCCACACGAAAUUUCUACGUGGCUAACGUGUACCAAUUCGUCGGUAUUUCCUAUCAGAUUUUCCAAAACUUUAUUGACGAUACCUUUCCACCCAUAACAUGUUGCCUGCUGUCUGGUCACAUAAAAUUGCUCGGUAUUCGUGUGUCUCGUAUUGGCUAUGAUUGCGUGAAUAGGCAGGAUAAUGAGCGGGAGCUCGUGCGUUGCAUCAAGGACCAGAAGAAUCUGUACAAGUUAUUCGUUCUGCUGCAGGAAGUUAUGUCCUGGCCGAUGUUCAUUCAAUUAACUGUUACCGCCUUCAAUAUCUGUGUGGCUAUGUUCGUGAUGCUGUUCUUUGUGGAUACACCUUUUGAACGACUCUAUUAUUUGGUGUAUUUUGUGUCGAUGCCUCUGCAAAUAUUUCCCAUCUGCUAUUAUGGCAGCAGUCUUCAGCAUCUCUUCAGCCAACUGCAGUACGACGUGUUUCGUUGCAAUUGGACCGAUCAAACUCCGCGCUUCAAAAAGCAAAUGAUGCUCUUUACGGAGCGCGCCUUGAAAACUACCACCGCCUUGGCCGGUGGCAUGAUCAAAAUACAUCUCGACACCUUCUUCGCUACUGUUAAGGGCGCCUAUUCGCUUUUUGCUGUCAUCAUGAAAGUCAAGUAG